Messenger RNA from Cordyceps fumosorosea ARSEF 2679, 708 nucleotides. Its product is annotated as 30 kDa heat shock protein. The record is from RefSeq and is a predicted model, not a curated record. The coding region runs from base 1 to 708 and encodes 235 amino acids. Gene Ontology annotation, biological process: protein folding; response to salt stress; response to hydrogen peroxide. NCBI's taxonomy places the organism in Eukaryota, Fungi, Ascomycota, Sordariomycetes, Hypocreales, Cordycipitaceae. The transcript has a single exon.
AUGGCCGCCUUCUUUCCCCGCACCAUCUACAACACCGAGGCUUCCUUCACGCCUCUCUUCCGUCUCCUUGACGACUUUGACUCCUACUCGCGCCAGUGCCAGCCCGCUUCCACCACCAACAACCACUGCAAGAAGCAGCAGCAGCAGCACUUUCGCAAGUCCGCCGUCUCCCACUGGCAGCCCAAGUUUGACGUCCGCGAGACCUCGGACGCCUACGAGCUCCACGGCGAGCUGCCCGGCCUCAGCAAGAACGACGUGAGCAUCGAGUUCACCGAGCCGCAGACGCUCGUCGUCCGCGGCAAGGUAGAGAGGAACUACACCGCCGGCAGCGCCCCCAACGCCGCCGCUGCUGCGCCGGCACCCGCUGCUGUUGAAGAGCCUCAGCUUGAGGAGCCCGUCUCGCACAAGACCACCGUGGCCGACGAGGACGACGCCAGCAUCCAGGAGGAGAGCGGCUUCGAGGUGGUGAGCGAGACUUCCAACACCGCCCCCGCCACGCCCGAGACCGAAGCGGCCGCUGCCGCGGCACCGGUCGACCAGGCCAAGUACUGGCUCACGGAGCGCAGCAUCGGCGAGUUCGCCCGCUCCUUCAGCUUCCCCUCCCGCGUCGACCAGGACUCAGUUACCGCGGCCUUCCAGGACGGUAUCCUCAGCAUCUCUGUGCCCAAGGCCAAGAAGCACGAAACCAUCCGCAUCGCCAUCAACUAA